AUGGAACCUGACAAUCAUGAGAAUGACAGGGGUGAGUGUGAUUGGAAGCCUAGAGUUCGCAUGACAUUUGAUACAGAACAAGAAGCAUAUGAUUUCUAUAAUACUUAUGAACGAAGGUUAGGCUUUAGUAUUAGAAGGGGUUAUGUAAACAAGAGCAAAGAGGGGCAAAUCACUUCAAGGCAAUUUGUUUGUAAUAAGGAGGGAUUUUGGGUUGUCGACAAGCGAGAUCCAUUAACAAAAAAUCUUAGGCAGGAAGUGAUGACUGGUUGUCAAGCCAGACUUGUCAUUAAGUGGAAUAUGAAUAUUCAGAAAAUUUUUGUUAGUGAUUUUGUUGAACAACAUAAUCAUAUCUUCGUACCAGCAGAAUGUACGCAUAUGUUACCACCCCAAAGGAAGAUAUCUGCAUCACAGGCAACCGAAAUAGAUUUAGCCGAAAAAUCUGGAAUCCGUCUUAAUGAUGCAUUUGAGCUCAUGGGUAAUGAAGUUGGUGGAAGGGAGUCGCUUGGGUUUACAAAACUUGACCCAAAAAAUUAUUUGAGAACGAAGAGGAAAAACAGUUUAGCAUAUGGGGAGGCAGGUAGCAUUUUGCAAUAUUUUCGUGACAAAUCAUUGGAGAAUCCAUCUUUUUUUUACUCGGUCCAAUUAGAUAACGAGGAGCAGAUUACGAACAUAUUUUGGGCCGAUGCUCAGAUGAUCAUGGAUUAUGGGCAAUUUGGUGAUGUUGUCACUUUCGACACUACUUACAAGUUACAUAGUGCACAUAAACCAUUUGCAUCUUUUGUUGGAUUUAACCAUCAUAAGGAAACUGUGAUAUUUGGUGCAGCUUUGAUGUAUGAUGAGACCGCCGAUUCUUUCGUAUGGCUUUUUAGAAGAUUCUUGGAGGCAAUGUCAAGUAAGGCUCCAAAAACAAUUUUUAUGGAUCAAGAUGCUGCAAUAGCUAAGGCCAUACCUAUUGUCAUGCCUAACACAACCCACCGCCUUUGCACUUGGCAUUUGAUGCAAAAUGCAUUAAGGCAUGCAAAUUCUAUCUUCAAGGAUAAGGAGAUGAAGAGUGUUUUAUACACGUUUAUGUACGACAUUGAGGAUAAGAAAGAGUUUAUGUUAAAAUGGGAGGAAAUGCUUGACAAGUAUGAAGUAAGAGAUAAUCAUUGGUUGAAGUUAACAUUUGGGGUCAAGGAAAAAUGGGGUUGGCUAUAUGUUAGAAAUGCAUGGGGUGCGGGCAUGAGUAGCACCCAACUUAGUGAAUCCUUUAAUGCUUUCUUGAAGGAUUUCAUUCAGUCUGAUCAUAACUUAAUGCAAUCUUCCAUGCAUUUUGAUCGAGUUUUGUCUGAGAAAAGGUACAAAGACUUACAAGCCGAAUAUGCUCUAUGCCAAAAGUUGCCAAGGGUGAAUAUUAAAAUGAAGAUUAUGGAGCAAGCUGCAGAUGUUUACACAAAUAAAAUUUUUGAAGAAUUUCAGGAUGAGUAUGUCAAGUCCCUUGAAGUCAACAUUGAAGAAAUUGAAAAUGAUGGUGAGAGUACCGUUUAUACGGUUCUUGAUAGUAAUGGUAUAAAGGUGAGGAAGGUGAGGCAGGAGUGUGAUGAUUCGGUCACUUGUAAUUGUAAGAAGUUUGAAAUAAAGGGCAUUUUGUGUAGUCAUUAUUUGAAGAUCCUUAGAGAAAGACUCAAAUUGAAAGAGAUUCCUUCACAAUAUAUUCUGAAGAGAUGGACUAAAAAAGCAAGAUCUGAAAAAGUGAAAGAUAGGUGUGGGCAUGAUAUUCAGGUUGAUGUAAGAUUGCAUCAAACUUCACGUUAUAGGUCAUUGAUGGCAAUAUUCAGAUCAGUAGCGUGUAGAGCUUCUGAAAGUGAGGAAACAUAUAAUUUGACGGUCGAGAAAGCGAAUGAAUUAAUUGCAAACAUUGAAACCAUGUUAAGCGCAAAAUUCAAUAUGCCUUGUUCAAAUACUAUUCAACAAGAAAGCCACCCCAACACAUGCCCCGAAAGCUUUGAAGUGGAUAGUGUAGCGGAUAAAAAUGUAGUCCAAGCAAAAGGACUCAAGAGAAAAGAGUGCACACUCCUCAAACUCCUCCCUUAUUUUCAGCAAAAUAAUGCUGAAUUUAUUCUGAAUAAUGCUGAAAUUGCUGCACACUCUUGCAGAAUAAUGCUGAAUUUAUGCUGA
Camellia sinensis is the source of this 2157-nucleotide messenger RNA. Lineage: Eukaryota; Viridiplantae; Streptophyta; Magnoliopsida; Ericales; Theaceae. The record is from RefSeq and is a predicted model, not a curated record.